Molecule: messenger RNA, 711 nt
Organism: Akanthomyces muscarius
Lineage: Eukaryota; Fungi; Ascomycota; Sordariomycetes; Hypocreales; Cordycipitaceae
Exons: 3
Coding region: 1-711 (236 amino acids)
Biological process (GO): translation; mitochondrial translational initiation
Cellular component (GO): mitochondrial small ribosomal subunit; ribosome
Molecular function (GO): structural constituent of ribosome
Source: RefSeq, a predicted model, not a curated record
AUGCGCCACGUCAAAAUGGCCGCCUCAAUUCGUCAUGGCAGUACGAUGCUGCGCAGGAUAGCCAUGCAGGGCCCAACGUCCGCUCGAUGCUUCACCACAAGCACCACGAACCUUGCCGAUCGACGCGGGCCCAAGCCUGCGCCGCGCGUGAAUCCUCUCAUCGGCGGCAUUCAGUCAAAACCUCAAGAGCCCGCCGCGCCGGCGCCCGCCAAACCCGACAUCCAAUCCAUCCUCCGCCCGCCGCCUCCUCCUCCUCCCAAGUCUGCUUCCAACGCUGCAAAGCACUCCUCAUCUCCCUCCGACAACGCGCCCGCCCACACAUACUCGGCGACCAGCAAGGCGCUGCCGUUUGAGCUCGACGUGACGUCGAUCCUGUCGACCAAGGCCGCUGACUACGGCCGCUCGCUUCAGCAGGAGGAUCCCCUGACGCGGCCGCGCGUGCGCUCCGCCGCCGCUACCGGCCGCACCAUCUUUGUGCGUGCUGCCCAACCCGGGCCCAACUCGGCGCCCACGGUCCGCAGCGCGCUGGCCAUGCUCGGCCGCCUCGUAAAGAACCAGCACGUCAAGAACAAGUACCACUCGCAAAAGGCCCACGAGCGGCCCGGUCUGAAACGCAAGCGCCUCAGGAGCGAGCGCUGGCGCUCCCGGUUCAAGGACGGGUUCUGCGCGGCGUAUGCUCGCGUGCAUGAGCUGCGGAAGCAGGGGUGGUAA